Messenger RNA from Tinamus guttatus (white-throated tinamou), 1759 nucleotides. The record is from RefSeq and is a predicted model, not a curated record. Lineage: Eukaryota; Metazoa; Chordata; Aves; Tinamiformes; Tinamidae.
GUCUUGAAUCGGAGAGAAAAUGUCCCUUUACGAUGACUUGGGAGUUGAGACCAGCGAUUCAAAAACGGAAGGCUGGUCCAAAAAUUUCAAGCUACUGCAGUCUCAGUUGCAGGUGAAGAAAGCAGCUCUCACACAAGCAAAGAGCCAGAGAUCAAAACAAACAACAGUCCUCGCUCCAGUGAUUGACCUGAAACGAGGCAGCUCUUCAGAUGAGAGGCAGAUUGUGGACACACCACCUCAUGUAGCAGCUGGAUUAAAGGAUCCUGUACCUAGUGGCUUUUCUGCAGGAGAUGUGUUAAUUCCUUUGGCAGACGAAUAUGAUCCCAUGUUUCCAAAUGAUUAUGAGAAAGUGGUAAAACGUCAAAGAGAGGAACGACAGAGACAGCGUGAACUGGAGAGGCAAAAGGAGAUUGAAGAAAGAGAAAAAAGGCGUAAAGACAGACACGAAGCCAGUGGGUUUUCAAGAAGACCGGAUCCGGAUUCUGAUGAAGAUGAAGAUUAUGAAAGGGAGAGAAGAAAAAGAAGUAUGGGAGGAGCUGCUAUUGCACCACCUACAUCUCUUGUUGAGAAGGACAAAGAACCUGUGGCAAAUUUUCCGUAUGAAGAAGAGUCAAGGCCUCGGGCUCCUUCUUCCAAAGCAGCUAUUCCUCCCCCGGUGUAUGAUGAGCCAGAAAGACCUCGUUCACCCACAGGACCCAGUAACUCCUUCCUUGCUAACAUGGGAGGCACGGUAGCUCAUAAAAUCAUGCAGAAGUAUGGUUUCAGAGAGGGCCAGGGGCUGGGGAAGCACGAACAGGGGCUGAGCACAGCACUGUCGGUAGAGAAAACAAGCAAGAGAGGUGGCAAGAUCAUUAUUGGGGAGGUCACAGAAAAAGCAGAUGCAACCAAGAAAACGGAUUCUAACCCGUUAACUGAGAUACUGAAAUGCCCUACUAAAGUGGUCCUCUUAAGGAAUAUGGUAGGUGCUGGGGAGGUAGAUGAAGAUCUAGAAGUUGAAACUAAGGAAGAAUGCGAAAAAUAUGGCAAGGUUGGGAAAUGUGUCAUCUUCGAGAUUCCUGGUGCACCUGAUGACGAAGCUGUAAGGAUAUUUUUAGAGUUUGAGCGGGUUGAAUCUGCAAUCAAAGCUGUGGUGGAUCUAAAUGGAAGGUACUUCGGUGGCCGAGUGGUGAAGGCUUGUUUCUACAACCUGGACAAGUUCAGAGUACUGGAUCUGGCAGAGCAAGUUUGAUUUUAAAAAUCUAGCUCGAGGUGUCACUGUUCUGGCAAUCAUGUUUUCAGCAGUAGGCUGGGAAUAAGGAAGAGAAAAGGAGCUUUCCUAGCAAACUGGAAACAGGCCUCAUUGAAUGGAUUUUUCGCAUUCGUUGUGACUUACAUUUUUUGUAAUAUAAAGCCCUUUGAAAGUAAAAUUCACGUCUGUGUGGUUUUGAAUUGCACAAUUCUGCUUAUUGCUCUGGGAAUUUUUUGUUUUGAGCUUUCAAAGGACUUUGUUGUUUUGAACCCCACUGCUGAGGAGAUGCUUUGUCUGUAUUCCUGCUUUCCUUGUUCUGGUGCUUCAUCAUGGAGUCCGCUGUGCUGCAUCCACAAUAAGUGGGAAGCUUUGGAAAAGGACAGUGUGCUAUCGUGCUUCUUUCCUCGUGGUGUCUCCCAGAAUUCCAGCCUUGCUCGUAAGUCCUCAGUCUCCGAACUCCAGCGUGAUCUGGGGUCGUUGGAUGAUUGGCAGCUAAUUUGUUCUCCAGUUUGACUCCAGGACAAUACUUUC